Phytomonas sp. Hart1 is the source of this 1941-nucleotide messenger RNA. NCBI's taxonomy places the organism in Eukaryota, Euglenozoa, Kinetoplastea, Trypanosomatida, Trypanosomatidae. The record is from the annotation of a GenBank genome assembly.
AUGGCGGUUUUUCAGGUCAAUCGCCGUCGUAUUCGCGCCGUCAACCUCACCGCGGUGGAGUUGGAGUCGAAACGACAGGAGAUCCUGACUCGGCUUACGGAUUGCCUACGUGGGGAGGGCCGAGCACUGCAGUUGGUGGUGGAAAAGAAAACUCACGCGGAGCUGACGGCCGCCCGGGAGGUUUUCUUUGAAGCCAGACAGCAGGGUGGGGAGCGGGGCGUAGGGCAGCAGGUGCUGCUCAUCCUGGAGCGCGCCACACCGACGAUCCCGUGGGGUCUUAAGCUCGCCGCUUUGCCAAACACUCAGCCGCUGCUCACAAAUUUCUCGGAUAAAUUGCAGCUCUCAAAAAAAGCAAAAAAUUUCCUCUUUGAUCACCGUGGACGGUUGCGAGUGGUGAGCGUUAACUACCGCGGUAUUCAGCAGCGCUUUACGACGGAACAGCUAAAGCAAUUUAUGUCGGAAUCACUUCUUCUCGCGCUGUGGCUUCAGGUGGCGGAUCCCCCAAGCGACGGGAUCGAGGAAGCUUCUUUUUUUGGUGAUGAACCUCAUGCAAAAGAGCUCACAAACAACGCGGCGGACCCCCUUGGUAUUAAAAAAGUCCAUUCUAAAGUUUCCCCAAAGGCGAAUGAAAAUGAAAACAAGAUUCAACCAAGCCUUGAGCAUACAGAGAAAUCGUCUGGCGUUGGUAAAGAUCACGAUAAUAGCCUUGACAAAAACAGCAAAAGCGCAAAAGGCGAGGUUGCUAUUAGCGCUGAGGAUGGUGAUUUGACGACCCCGGACAAUUCGCUCUCUGAGUGGGAAGACAACGCCUUGGAGGGCACCUUAGAUAGUUCUCAUGAGCGCGCUGCGAAACUUGAGGACUACGAUAGUUUUGAAGAAGAACCAGAGCCCUUUUCUACUAAUGAGGAUUUGGAUGAGUUUAAGGAGGUUUCUAAGGAGGAUUUACCAGAAGAAGGUAACUUUGCUGAGUUGGAGGGUUCGGAAACAAGGGAGGCGAGGCUGGAGGAGGGAGAUCCAGUCACGAUGUCGGAUACAAAUGAGGAUAAAGUAUCAAAUCCAAAAGACGUAAAAUCGAGUAGCAUUUCAAAAAUAAAAAAAAUAUCCACAAAAGAACGUAAAAAAAGAGCUGGUAAUGAGGAGACAAUGAUGGCAGAGGAUUAUGAUGUGGAGAAUACCACAAUCGACAAGGAUGACAUCAACCACGAGGAAAUAGAUAAAAAUGUAGAACCAUCGAAUGUAGAGGAUCCCAUGAUUUCAAACCUGACAGGCGACGUGCCACUAAUGGGGGCUCAACUAACUUCUGCAGAAAUUGCCAUGCAGUUAGGCCAUGAGGCCGGUAUCGACGGCAGCGAUUCAUCGAAACAGGUUGAAAAUAAAUCAUACGAGGAUCUUCUCUCUGCGCCGUUGAAUCGAAGUGCGUCCAAAACGGCGGUUUCUGAUAAGGAUGUACCUUUGGUGGAUUCGUUGAAAACAACCGCGGAGAUUGCUAUGGAGGUUGUGGGGGGUGUAAGCAGCACGACCUCCAUUUCGAAUACUUUCUCCUCCUCUUCCGAGAAGCCUAUAGCAGGAAAUGUCCCUGUAUCCCUCACGCAGCUGCUUGAGACGCCUCCACUAAAGUUUGACAACAAAGUGAUCGCAAACAAAUUUGACGGUACCGCGUUGGAGCUCUUGCGACCAUCCACUGAGGUGCCGUGGAAUAUCAAAAUCGCAUUUGUUGGCGGCGAGGUUUUGCUCUCAAAGUUACCACAAGUGGCGGACGAAAAGCAAGAUCAUCCCUAUCUAAAGUACCUUGGCGUGAUGCCUGACGGCAACGUACGGUGUGCGGUCGAAUCGAUGAAUGGGGUGGACUUACUGAUGGCUAGCAAGCUAGAAAAGGCGAAACUGAUGGAAACGGUGAAGAAGUGUACGAAGUUGUCCAUGGUUCUGAAAGUAUUACGUUAG